GUGAGGCCUCAUUGACAGAAUGGUGAAUAAUCCCCCCCCAGGAUCAGACAGUUGGACUCCCUCAGAGAAGCGCUACUUCAACAAAGGCAUCUCUGCCUACAGGAAGGACUUCUUCAUGGUGCAGAAACUGGUGCAAACAAAGACAGUGGCACAAUGUGUGGAGUUUUACUACAUGCAUAAGAAACAGGUGAAGAUCAGUCGCAGGGGAAGCGUUACCUACGGACCUGCAGAGUCCCCAGCAGAUAGACACACAGAGGCAGUAGUGGAUGUUAAG
Messenger RNA from Salvelinus sp. IW2-2015, 274 nucleotides. Lineage: Eukaryota; Metazoa; Chordata; Actinopteri; Salmoniformes; Salmonidae. The record is from RefSeq and is a predicted model, not a curated record.